Thalassophryne amazonica is the source of this 6565-nucleotide messenger RNA. RefSeq names its product envoplakin a (gene evpla). The transcript has 22 exons. The coding region runs from base 176 to 6106 and encodes 1976 amino acids. Gene Ontology annotation, cellular component: membrane; cytoplasm; intermediate filament. NCBI's taxonomy places the organism in Eukaryota, Metazoa, Chordata, Actinopteri, Batrachoidiformes, Batrachoididae. Gene Ontology annotation, molecular function: cadherin binding; structural molecule activity. The record is from RefSeq and is a predicted model, not a curated record. Gene Ontology annotation, biological process: intermediate filament cytoskeleton organization; wound healing.
AGUCUGGGCGGUGACACACCUGCUAACCUGUCUGGGUGGAGUUGCUGGUGUUAAACGCCUGUGCCCGUGUGUCUGCUUAGACUUUGAGAGGAGACACUGAGUGAGGAACACAAAGGAGUACAAGGGAGAGAGUUUGUGGGAUUCCUGCUAGACCUCUCCCCCCACAACCCCCAGGAUGCUUAAGAAAACGAACAAGCCUUCGGCCAAGACCAGCAAGGCCUCGACCAACGACCUGGCCUUGCUGAUAGCCCAGAUGCAAUCCAAUGCUGAUAAGGUGGAGAAAAACAUCCUCCACUCAGAGGCCUUAUUGGCUGAGGAUGCAGAAAAUGACAAGAAAGACCUGCCUUGCCAGCAUCAGCAGGAGUUAUGCGACGAGCUGGGCAAGGCUGAGGCCCUGCUGCAAGACCUCUUCCUGGACCUCGACAAAGUCAAGAAGCAAAAGCACCCCCAAGCCCAGGAGAUAGAGCAUGAUGUCACACGUCUUCAUGACCGUUGGCUGAAGGACUGUCAGGUCUAUCGAGAUAUCUUUGAACAGAUUGAUGACGUGUCUCGGAUGCCCAGAAUCGAAUGGGGUCCGGUUUUUGACGAGAAGAAAAAAAAGGUGAAUGUGGAGGAGUACGGCCCCACCUUGGAAGAUCUAGAGAAGCAGAUUGCUGCCCACAACAUUCUCCAUAAAGAGAUCGAGGCGUACCAGUCUCAGCUGAAUGUCAGCUCUGCUGGCAGCAAGGAAAAGUACAUAGCCCUGAAGAAGGAAUAUAACAACCUGCUGGACACCUCCAAGUGGCGUAAACACUACCUAUCUGGCCUGUAUGAAUACAUGCAGUCUUCCAAGAAGGAAAUGGCGUUUCUGGAAGAAGAGCAGAAAAAGAUCAAGCAGCAGGACUGGAGUGACCGCAUGGUCAACCCAUCUGACGUCCGCAGGCAGUAUGAGACCUUCAAGAACAACAGUCUGCUGUCCCAUGAGAGCGAGGUGAACAAACUGCAGGAUGAAGGUGACCGACUCCUUGAACUGAAGCAUCCUGCCAGUGCCACCAUACAGAAUCAGAGGGAUGAUGUGCGAAACGAGUGGCAACAAUUUCUUAAUCUCUGCAUUUGUCAAGAAACACAUCUGGACAAUGUAGAGGAAUACAAAAAGUAUCAAAUGGAUGUUGAUCAACUGUCGGCAUCUCUGUCCUCCCUCAACAACAACAUGGACCCCAAGGCCAUCACCAAGAAAAGCAAUGCAGAGAUAAUGUUCCAGCUUGAGGCGGAAGAAAAAGCUGUACAGAACAGUGAGCAGAUGCUGUCAGAUCUGAGGAGGCGCAGCACGAGCAUCUCUCCUCUGAAGCAACGGCGCAUCAAUCCUACAAGACCCAUCACCGUAGAGUCCCUCUGUGACUGGGACACAGGCAAGGCUUCUUUGUCAAGAGGAGAUAAAUUCACCCUUAAAUCUAUCCCGGAUGAGAAUUGGAUUGUUACUUCCACCGAUGGGGUGCCUAAAUCCUUCCCAGGGGUUUGUUUCCUCAUCCCACCUCCUGAUUCGGACACCAUUAACAAAGUGGACCUCUUGGGCAAAGAGCUGGCGGACAUUAAGAAAAGAAGAGCUUCUCUGGCAACAUCCCUGAAGAAUCACAAAACAGACACCGCCAGGACCCAACAAUCAGCCCCAGUGUCGUCUUCUCCUAUGGACCCAAAAGCAUUGGCCCUGGCUAACCAGCUGUCCAACAUUGAUGCCGACUUGGCCAAGACUGAAGAGAACAUGCUGAACCGAUUGCGAACUCCGCUGAGCAAAACUGACCCGACUGGUGAUCUGGCCAGUCGACUGAGGGAGCAGGAGGAAGCAGCCAGGGCACUGAAGGACCUGGAGCGGCAGAAGGCUGCAGCUCAGGCUGACCUGCAGCCCCUGCUGUCCAGCGGUACGUCUUCGUCGCUGCCACUCCAACUCAGCGCUGCAAACAACAAGCACGACAGCAUCGCCGCACUUGCUGAUCUCUACGGCAAGAAAGCAAAGGCAUCUCUCGCCCUAGAGAGUCAAAUUAAGAAGGUAGAUGGCAUUGUAUCUGGCUUUGAGGACAGGCUGUGUGAAGAUGGGCCAAUCCCUGAUGUUCCAAAUGCCAUUCCAAGCUGCAUUGAUGAGAUUCAGCGUCAGCGCAAGUCUGUGGCGAAUGCUCAGAAUGACAUGAGGAAGCUAAGUCAGGACCUGGAGACCACAGAGCAGCUGUGCAGCUCCCUACAGCAGGGCUACCAGGAGUUCUGCCCCGACCUUCCCCACCAGAAAUCCAAGGUCACGGAGCUACAGACGCGCUACACAAACGUUUCUGAACAGCUGAAGGAGAGAGAAAGCAUCUUACAAGAAUCUGCAUUCAAGAACCAGGAAUUCCAGAGCACCUCAAGAUCCUUGAAUUCCUACCUGUCCAAUCUGCCGACAAACACCGUAAAUGCCAGUGAUGAUUUCUCUCAUGUCAAUGCCAAGCAGAGCUCUCAAGAGAGGGUGAUAGAUGACUUGAAGAGGAAGAAAGCUGAUGUGGACAGAGUGUCAGACCUCUCACGCGACCUACAGAAUUUACUCAAUGGAUAUGAGGCAAAUGUGGACAAAUUCAAUAGCACACGAGAGGAUGCUGGAACCAGCGUUGCUACAAAGCCUCGUUAUGGCACACUUGCCAAUGCUAUUGAAAAAGAGGAAAAGGCUCUAGUAAAUCUUUACGCCAAAACAUCAGCUGAAAAUAGCCAGCUCCAAAAGCAGACGGCCUUGGCUAAGAAUAUAAUUGUAAAAAAUGAAGAACAAGUUCAAAUGGUGUCCCAGCAACAAGUGCAACUGGAAAGCCAGCAAAGGAAUGCACUUGAGUCGAGCAAUCUGUUAAAAGAAUUGGAGGAUCAAAGAAGCAGAACAUCACAUGUCAAAACAAACCUGAGCCAUUUCAGAGACAGGUUGACAUCACUGAAAACCCGCAAAGGGGUACAGCGCAUUGAAGAGAAAGAAGUACUGCAGUACUACCGUGACCCAAAACUGGAAGCUGAUUUGGAGGCUUUUAGGAGAACACUGCAAGAUGAAUCUCUGAGGCGUAGCAGUGUCCAGACUGAAAUUGAGACAUUUAACAAGAAAAUCAUCAUGGUGGAGGACACUGUAACAAACACCCCACCUAAACUACUGACCAGGGAGGUGACUGAGAUCGAGAGAGAUCCUCAGCUAGAUAUAGACGCUGCUAGGACCAGAGAUGAAAUUUCAAGGAUUAGAAAUGAAAUACGAGUGAGAGAUGGAGAAAGCAUGAACAUGAAGACAGAGGUCACAAUUCUUCAGAGUAAGCCCAAUCCCAUCAGAGAGAGGGUAGUUGUGAAGGAAGUGACGAAAGUGGAAAGAAACCCAGACAUGGUGAAGGCAGUGCAAGGUUUUCAGCUUGACAUUUCUGAUGAAAGCAAUAAGUGCAAGAGCCUCAAUGAUGAAAUCUUCCAGAGAAGGAGUCAGAUUAAUACACUUGAAAGAUUGAUUCCUCAAAUUUCACCAAAGGUUGUCAUUAAGGAAGUGAAAAAAGUUGAACAAGAUCCCGAACUCAUUACUGAAUCUAAGAAACUCCAAUUAAGCUUGGAAGAGGAGAAAACUGAAAACAACUUGUUGGCAAAGGAAAUCAAAGAACUCUACAACCGCUACAAUGACGUUCAACAAUGGAAACCAAAGAUAGAGACAAAGGAAAUAGUUAAUGAGAUUUACAGGGUUGAUCCAAACACAGAACUACAGAUACAGCAGUUAAGGAAAGACAUACAAGAUUCUAUCAAAAAGCGCAAUAAUCUGGAAAGUGAGAUCAGCCGCGUCACAUCUGAAGUGAAUAUUCUUCAUGCUGAAAAGCCCAAAAUAGAGAUAAGAGAAGUAUUUCAAGAGGUGGUUAAGGAGGAAAGAAGCCCUGAAAAUGAAAGAGAGAUCCAAAGGCUAAAUGAUCAGGUUAAUUAUGUAAGCAACCGAUUGACUUCUCUGCAGGACCAGGUGAGAAAACUCACGAGAGAGCGAGAUGACUGGAAGGCUGAAAAAUCCAAGGUAGAGACCAGAAUUGUCACAAAAGAGGUCAUCAAAUAUGAAGCUGAUCCACUGGUGGAGAAAGAAGCUGAACGCUUGAGAAGAAAUUUCCGGGAUGAGGGGCAGGUACGGCGCAAAACUGAAGAGAUGGUGUUUGACUUGCAAAAUAAAUACCUUGUGUUGGAGAGACAGAGACCUCAGGAAAAAGUGGUUGUGCAGGAAGUUGUGCGUUUACAGAAGGAUCCGCAGCAGAUUCGUGAGCACGACAGGCUUGCCCGAAGCCUCGAUGAUGAAGUAAUGAGUCGACGUCAGGUGGAGCUCGAGGUGCAGCAGCUAAGGACAAAGAUCGAAAAUCUACUUAGGAUCCUCAAAGAGUCUGAUGAGCGCCAAAAGAGGAUUCAAGUGGAGUCUGAACUCAAUGAGCUCAUAAUUCAUAUCAGGCGCCUGGAGAAUGCCCCACCUCCUGUUGAGGAAUGUAUUACAGUUGAGGAAGUUCUGAAGGUUGAGCGUGAUCCAAAACUGGAGAAGAAAACAAAUGGCCUUCGAUUAGACAUGGACAAGGAAACCAGUAAUAUUCUGCGUGUACAGAGAGAUAUCCGCACCCUCAAAGCAAAACUUGAGAUCUUACAGAAAGAGAAGUCUGGUGAGAAGACCGUGUACAAAGAAAUUGUUCGUGUUGAGAAAGAUCAGGCCGUUGAAGCUCAAAGGGAUCGCAUGAGAGAACAAGUAUCUCAGCAAAGGUACAUGUGUCAGGACCUGGAGGAUGAAUGCAAACGUCUCUCUAGUAAAAUCAAUUUUCUACAGACCAAUGCCAGGUCUUCAAGAGAGGAGAAUACCUUGAUCUACAACAGAGAUACCUUACAAAGGGAAAGAGAUGAACUCACUCGUGAACUCAGGGUUCUCGAGACUGAGAGACAUGGCAUUACCCUCUCAUUCCAGCAGCAGAGUAAGCUUAUGAGUGAGAGAGAACAAGUUAACAGGCAGAAGAGCCGAAUGAUAGAGUCUGACAUGCAGCGUCUAGAGCGACAGAUUCUUGAUGAAAAGGACAAGAUCCAUUUGCGAGACACCACCAUCCGAGAGCUCCUGACGAGCCUGCAGAAAGAGGAGCAUGCAGAGACGAGGACCAAAGAAACGAAUGUCUCUACUAAAAUCACCAUUCUGGAUCCAGAAACGGGCAAGGAUAUGUCUCCUUAUGAUGCAUACAUGCAAGGCUUAAUCGAUCGACAACAGUAUGUUCAUCUGCAAGAGCUGGAGUGUGACUGGGAGGAGAUUACUUCAAUGGGACCUGAUGGUGAAACGUCUGUUCUCCAGGAUCGCAAAAGUGGCAAGCAGUACUCCAUUAAAAAUGCCCUGAGAGAAGGACGGCUCACACAGUAUGAUCUACAGCGGUACAAAGAUGGCAAGAUCCCAAUCUCAGAGUUUGCCCUGAUGGUUGCGGGGGACAAGAACAAGCAGACGCAGUUUAACUCAGUUCUCCACAAGUCAACAUCCCUGAAAUCACCCUCUUCAAGCAUCUCCUAUGCAGGAGAAAUUUACCCAAUUGCCGGUAUAAUAGAUACUAACACUGACACCUGCUAUACAGUCCGCAAUGCCGCUACGUGCAAACUGAUUGACCACACCACCGCCAUGAAACUUCUGGAAGCUCAGGCAGCGACAGGCGGCAUCAUUGACAUCAAGACAAAAGAGAAACACACAGUUCAUAAAGCAUCAAUUAAAGACCUAAUUGAUGACAGUCAACUUCAAAGGCUUCUUAAUGCUCAGAAAGCUUUCACCGGUGUGGAAGACCCCGUGACCAAGGAACGCUUGUCUUGUGGGGAGGCUAUUCAGAAAGGCUGGUUGAUGAAGGAAAAUGCCAUUCAACACAUGCAGGCACAGCACCUGACUGGAGGAUUGGUCAAUCCCGACACAAGCCGCAGAGUAAGCAUCGCUGAUGCACUUGGAUCUAAAAUGAUCGACAGCGCAAUGUUCAGGGAACUGCAGGCUGAGACAACCUAUAGAAAGGAUAUUACAGACCCGGUCACAAAGGAGAAGAUCAACUACAAACAAGCGUUGGACCGCUGUAAGAAAGACCCCAGGACAGGAUUACCAAUGUUACCUGCCUCACCGUAUGCAAGAUUCUAGAUGUUUACAGCAUGCUGGGUGUUAUCUGCUCUGCGGCAUGUCAAAUGAGGUACCAAACUGCCGUCCUACAUGAGAGAUCACAGAGAUGUGUCAUAUAAACAGAAACAUGAAGCACAAUGUACAUUUUCACUCAGAAAAAUUGUAACCGCUCUAAGUGCUUUGUGUUGCCAAAGUAACUACUGCCAAGAUGAGCUUUGUUUGACAAAUAUGUCCAAUGUGGGCAGAAAUAAUUUUGGUCCAAUUUAAAAUAAAAUGUUAAUCAGAUUUUGCAGUCGUUGAACCUCAUAUUAUUGUGUUUUGGGGAUACUGGGACAUGGUGCUAUGCUUGUUUGCUUGUUUGUUUUCAUUCUGCAUUGUCAUUGGGCUGUCAUUAAAAUAAUUCUCUUUAAACUCAAUCUUCUUUGAUACAUGAUGAAGAAAUGAUUAUCAAUAAAUAUAACUUGUGGUUACAAUACAUGA